Messenger RNA from Penicillium verhagenii, 1428 nucleotides. RefSeq names its product SUN domain-containing protein. The coding region runs from base 1 to 1428 and encodes 475 amino acids. NCBI's taxonomy places the organism in Eukaryota, Fungi, Ascomycota, Eurotiomycetes, Eurotiales, Aspergillaceae. The transcript has 2 exons. The record is from RefSeq and is a predicted model, not a curated record.
AUGAAGUUCGAUAUUUCUCCCGCCCGAGCCGCCGCGCUUGUCGCUCUCAUUGCCAGUGUCGAAGCCGCUCAUCACGGUCACCACCAUGCCCAGCACCAUGAGGCUCGUACCGUCCCCGAGACUACAACUCUCCAGAAGAAGAGUGGACAAUGCCAGUUCCCUACUGAUGCUGGAUUGGUCGCCGUCACUCCCAAUGAAGAGAACGCUGGAUGGGCUAUGAGCCCCAACCAGCCUUGUAAGCCUGGCAACUACUGCCCCUACGCUUGCCCUGCUGGUCAAGUGUCCAUGCAGUGGGACCCCGAGGCUACCUCUUACACAUACCCCAUGUCUAUGAACGGUGGCUUGUACUGUGAUGAGAAUGGUGACAUCCAGAAGCCAUUCCCCAACAAUCCUUACUGUGAGGAUGGAACUGGUGUUGUGUCGGCGCACAACAAGGCCAGCCAGGCUGUAUCUUUCUGUCAGACUGUGCUGCCUGGAAACGAGGCCAUGCUGAUCCCGACCCUGGUGGAGGAGUUGACUACCCUGGCUGUGCCUGGCAUGUCUUACUGGUGCUCUACUGCUGCCCAGUACUACAUCAAUGCUCCCGGUGUCACUGCUGAGGAGGGCUGCGUCUGGGGUACCAAUGCUAACCCCGUUGGUAACUGGUCUCCUUACACCGCUGGUGCUAACACCGAUGGUGAGGGCAACACCUACGUGAAGAUUGGCUGGAACCCCAUCUACCUUGAACCCACCACUCCUUUCCGUGAUGUCAGACCUGAGUUUGGUAUUGAGAUCGAGUGUGAUGGUGACGACUGCAACGGCUUGCCUUGCCGUAUUGACCCUUCUACCAUGGCUGUCAAUGAGAUGAGUGCCCCCGAUGUCUUCACUGGCGCCGGCGGUGCCACUGGCUGCGUUGUCACUGCCUCCAACGGCUCCAAGGCCAAGAUUGUUGUCUUUGAUAUCGAGAGCAGUGGUUCCAGUGCAAGCGAGACUGUGUCGGUCCCCACUAGCACAGUUGCUCCCUCGAGCACCAGCACCAGCACCAGCAUCAGCACCUCUACCUCCACUUCUACCCCUACCCCGACUACCACCAGCACUACCGAGACUCCCACUUCAACUAGCACUUCGACUUCUGCUCCCUCAACCACCUCGACCUCAGUCUCCACUUCUACUCACACUUCUCACCCCACUUCUACACUCACCUCCACCUCUCAGUACAGCUCUAGCACUAGACUGCCCAAGUUUAGCCCCACCCCCAGCAUGAGCUACACCUACCGCCCGCAAAUCUUCAACCCUACCGGUGCUGCGGAGAUCUCCUCCACUGGGUCUAGCAGCGAUACUUCUGCCGCCUCCUCCACCACCGCCAGCGCCAACGGUGCCUCCAGCGCUGCCGUCUCCAUAAUCAGCUUGGUCUUCGGUGCCGUGGCUGCUCUGGCCAUGAACUUCUAA